Molecule: messenger RNA, 625 nt
Organism: Sipha flava (yellow sugarcane aphid)
Lineage: Eukaryota; Metazoa; Arthropoda; Insecta; Hemiptera; Aphididae
Gene: RpS10b
Product: 40S ribosomal protein S10
Exons: 5
Coding region: 100-594 (164 amino acids)
Cellular component (GO): cytosolic small ribosomal subunit
Molecular function (GO): structural constituent of ribosome; RNA binding
Source: RefSeq, a predicted model, not a curated record
UUUUGAGGUUAGUUAGAUGAUAACAUUAACUUUUCUUUCCUAUUUGUAAUCCGUAGUUUCACCCGUUUUACUCUAAAAUUUUAUCCACAAACAUCCAAGAUGUUGAUGCCAAAAAAGAACCGUAGGGCUAUUUAUGAAUAUCUAUUCAAAGAAGGUGUUAUGGUUGCUGAAAAGGACUUUCACAAACCAGUGCAUCCCGAUUUAGAAGGCAUCCCAAAUUUGCAAGUUAUCAAAGCUAUGCAGAGUCUCAAAUCUAGGGAUUAUGUCAAAGAACAAUUUGCAUGGCGUCAUUAUUAUUGGUAUUUGACCAACGAAGGAAUUCAAUACCUUAGGGAUUAUCUACAUUUGCCAACUGAGAUUGUUCCUGCUACAUUGAAAAGACAAGCUAGACAAGAUCCAAGAGGACCCAGAGCUGCACCAGGUGCAAGGCCUGAAGGUGGUCGAUCAGGUGAAGACAGAGCAACUUACAGGCGUGCUCCAGGUGCACCUGGAUCAGACAAAAAAGCUGAAGUGGGCGCUGGUACUGCUGAAUUGGACUUUAGAGGGCCUGGUGCAUUUGGUGGAUUUGGUCGUGGUAGAGCUCCACCUCAAUAAAUGUAAUUAUUUUUAUUACUCAUAAUAAUAA